This is a messenger RNA of Hemiscyllium ocellatum (epaulette shark), 674 nucleotides long. Its product is annotated as leptin-like. The transcript is spliced from 2 exons. Bases 1 to 627 code for a protein of 208 amino acids. Gene Ontology annotation, biological process: signal transduction. NCBI's taxonomy places the organism in Eukaryota, Metazoa, Chordata, Chondrichthyes, Orectolobiformes, Hemiscylliidae. The record is from RefSeq and is a predicted model, not a curated record. Gene Ontology annotation, molecular function: hormone activity. Gene Ontology annotation, cellular component: extracellular region.
AUGAAUAAACGGCGGACAUUACCUGCAUUUGUUCUAGAUUCAGCUUUCUUCUCCCGAUUCACCCAUCGUCUGAGCAAUUCUUCACCUCAAGCUUUCAGGAUGACGAAUUUCGCUAUGCCCGCGUGGACCAUUCUGUGGUUAUUGGCUCCUCUGUGCUCAGGACGUCCCACCGCCACUGACAAACUGAUCAGAGACACCCGUCUCUUGGCCCGGACCGUCAUCAGCCGCAUUCAGGAGGCCAACAAUCAGUUCAAGCCAGCACCAAGCCUCAUUUUCAGCGGAUUAGACCUAAUUCCGGAACCACUCAAAGGGAAUAACCUAGAGAGCCUUGGGACUGUGGAUGAGGCACUGGGCUGCUUCAUUGAGAGUCUGGACACACUCCAGAUGGAUAACACACUGCAGAUCCAAACUGACGUGAAGAACCUCAAAGUCCUGGUCAGGUCUUUGGCCACUUCAUACGGCUGCUCUGUCUCUAGAUGUGAGAAGGCACAUCACCUGAAGAGAUUUCUCCAGAAGAAUUCUGCUUUUGUUUUUACCAUUAGACAUGUGAUUCUGGACAGGCUCCAAAAAUACCUGAUUAGGCUUCUCAGGACUUUGGAUAACCCCAAGAGCUGCAAGGCUUCUUAAUCUAUGAACAGGUCCAGUGGAUGCAUAAUAGAGCAUUUGAAAAAUGC